This is a messenger RNA of Quercus robur (English oak), 393 nucleotides long. Its product is annotated as histone H2A.Z-specific chaperone CHZ1-like. The record is from RefSeq and is a predicted model, not a curated record. The coding region runs from base 1 to 393 and encodes 130 amino acids. NCBI's taxonomy places the organism in Eukaryota, Viridiplantae, Streptophyta, Magnoliopsida, Fagales, Fagaceae. The transcript is spliced from 2 exons.
AUGGCACAAGAACCCGAGGUUGCUCCUUUUGACUGGAGCAAUGAGGUGGAGAACUCAAAGGAACUUCAGUUAAGGGUUGAAGAGGAAGCUGAGGAGGCAGUGACCGCUGCAUUCUUGGAUGCUCCCACUCGCCGUAGGAGAAGGCAAAGGCUUGGUUGUUCAAGCUCAGUGUCUAGCGCUUCAGGGCUUUCUGACUCCAAGGAGGCAAAUUCCUCUAAUAGCUCUUCUAAGGGCUCUUCUGAUGGCUCUGACUCGAGGGAUGAUGAAGGCAAAGAAGAGGAGGAAGAAGAGGAUGAUGAUAAUGAUGAAAAGGAAAUGGAGUAUCUGGCUCUGAAUUAUCCCCAAGAGGACUCUGGGGAUGACACGGAUGCCUAUGCGCCAAAGUCUCCUUAA